This is a messenger RNA of Hyaena hyaena (striped hyena), 2020 nucleotides long. RefSeq names its product presenilin 2 (gene PSEN2). The record is from RefSeq and is a predicted model, not a curated record. Gene Ontology annotation, biological process: Notch receptor processing; calcium ion transport; amyloid precursor protein catabolic process. Lineage: Eukaryota; Metazoa; Chordata; Mammalia; Carnivora; Hyaenidae. The coding region runs from base 216 to 1781 and encodes 521 amino acids. The transcript is spliced from 12 exons. Gene Ontology annotation, cellular component: lysosomal membrane; ciliary rootlet; neuronal cell body. Gene Ontology annotation, molecular function: aspartic endopeptidase activity, intramembrane cleaving.
CAGAAUCAAGCUUCUGAAGCUGAAGGAGCCUGAAACGGAGGCUAAUCCCCGCCCCAAAUUUUAUCGAUGAAGACACCCAGCCCACACAGCUAACGUGACUGUCCAAGGCCACCCAGGCAGGAUGUAGCAGAGCCAGGCUUAGAACCCGUUGUCUGGCCCCUCGCUCUGCUGUCCAGCACCGGCAUCAGGCCGCAGCCCUUCGCCAGCUGGAUGAAAUGCUCCUGGGUAUUGGAUUAAUGAGCGUUCCCUUUGUAAGGCGCUUCCGAGGCAGGGCCAUGCUCACGUUCAUGGCCUCUGACAGCGAGGAGGACGUGUGUGACGAGAGGGCGUCCCUGAUGUCAGCCGAGAGCCCCCCGCCGCGUUGCUGCCAGGAGGGCAGGCAGGGCCUGGAGGACGGAGCCGGUGCUGAGCCGUGGAGAGGCCAGGACAGUGAGGACGACUUUGACGAGGACCCUGACCACUACGUCUGCGGUGGGGUCCCUGGGCAGCCGUCGGGCCUGGAGGAGGAACUGACCCUCAAAUACGGGGCGAAGCACGUGAUCAUGCUGUUCGUGCCCGUGACGCUGUGCAUGAUCGUGGUGGUGGCCACCAUCAAGUCCGUGCGCUUCUACACAGAGAAGAACGGACAGCUGCCCUAUGGAGCAGGCAGGGAGCAGAGUCUGCAGCCCGCCGUCUCCCUCAGCAUCUACACACCAUUCACCGAGGACACGCCCUCUGUGGGCCAGCGCCUCCUCAACUCCGUGCUCAACACCCUCAUCAUGAUCAGCGUCAUUGUGGCCAUGACCAUCUUCUUGGUCGUGCUCUACAAAUACCGCUGCUACAAGUUUAUCCACGGCUGGUUGAUCAUGUCGUCGCUGAUGUUGCUGUUUCUCUUCACCUACAUCUACCUCGGGGAAGUGCUCAAGACCUACAACGUGGCCAUGGACUACCCCACGCUCUUCCUGACCGUCUGGAACUUCGGGGCGGUGGGCAUGGUGUGUAUCCACUGGAAGGGCCCCCUGGUCCUGCAGCAGGCCUACCUCAUCAUGAUCAGCGCCCUCAUGGCCCUGGUGUUCAUCAAGUACCUUCCGGAGUGGUCUGCGUGGGUCAUUCUGGGCGCCAUCUCUGUGUACGAUCUCGUGGCUGUGCUGUGCCCCAAGGGGCCACUGAGGAUGCUGGUGGAAACGGCGCAGGAGAGGAACGAGCCCAUAUUUCCUGCCCUGAUUUACUCCUCCGCCAUGGUGUGGACGGUGGGCAUGGCCAAGCUGGACCCCUCCUCCCAGGGAGCCCUUCAGCUGCCCUACGACCCGGAGAUGGAGGAAGACUCCUAUGACAGUUUCGGGGAACCCUCCUACCCUGAAGUCUUUGAGCCCCCGCUGCCUGGUUACCCCGGGGACGACCUGGAGGAAGAGGAGGAAAGGGGCGUGAAACUCGGCCUGGGGGACUUCAUCUUCUACAGCGUGCUGGUGGGCAAGGCGGCGGCCACGGGCAGCGGGGACUGGAACACCACGCUGGCGUGCUUUGUGGCUGUCCUCAUUGGUCUGUGUCUGACCCUCCUGCUGCUGGCCGUGUUCAAGAAGGCGCUGCCCGCCCUCCCCAUCUCCAUCACGUUCGGCCUCAUCUUUUACUUCUCCACGGACAACCUGCGAGAAACAAAGAGAAGGAAGUGUCAUGUUUACCCGGCCAAGAGGAAGAAGCAGGUUUUUGGUGCUAGUUGUUUGGUCGCUGGAGCGCGGCUCACGGAACCGAGGACGAGGAAGGUGUGGCGAGGCCACCUGGCCCGGCGCCACAGCCCGGGGUGACCUGCGGGCCAAGGCGAAGGAAGGGACCAGGAGUCCGUGCUGGCCGUGGCGCCGGGCUCCUGCCCACCGUGGCCGCAGUAGGACGCCGGCGUGCCCUGCACGGAAUGUCCCCAGUGCUUCUGUCUGUGACGUCAUUGUUAUUUUAUCACCUUUCCAAGCCGAGUCCUGUUCUCCUGCUGGCAGUUGCUGCUGUGAAGUGGCUUCAUAUUAAAAUCAGUAAAUAAGUGAAUUCCACCGGA